AUGACCGCCCCCCCGGACGCAUCGCAGCUGACAAAGUGGGAGGACGCAUUCCAGCACCCGAUCCCCGUUGUGCGCGGCCUCGAGCGCCAGCUGCAGACGGAGCUGGGUGCGAGUAAGGAGAAGCUGAGGGGUCUGGUUGGAGAGAGCUAUCGAGACCUGCUCCGCACGGCAGAGCGAAUCGUGGAGAUGGACCGCGACGCACAAAAGGUCGAGAGCUGUCUGGCCGAGACGUCGCGCGCGUGCAGCUCCCGGCUACUGGAGCGGAAGGCGAGGAACUUGAGGAUGUUUGAGGAGCGGGUUGGCGCCGAGGACAGGGAGAAGUAUGUGUUUGCAGCGCAGCUGGCGGUGCUGGGGAGCUGCCCCAGCGUUGUGAGCCGGCUGCUGCAGAGGGACGAGGGCGGCGAGAAUUGCCUGCUGGCUACAAAGGUGUUUGUGGUGCUGCGGCUGCUGCUCAAGAGUUUGCUGCAGAAGGGCCCGUCAGUCCCGCUACUCGAAUCACUGAAGCACCAACGCACAACGCUCACCGCCCACCUCACCACCCACAUCGACCACCUCCUCACCACGGCCACCCCCCACCUCACCACAGUCCUCACCUCCUACUCCCUCCUCAAGACCUCCUCCCCCUCCGACGUGCUCCGCCACUUCCUCUACAUCCGCUCCUCCGCCAUCAGCACCCUCACCGCCGAGCGCACGCCCAAAGCCACCCUGGCCGCAAUGGCGCUCUACAACCAGACGCUCGCCCACGCCGACGCCCUGUUCCCAAAGCGCCUCAGCGACGCCCUCAUCCUGCUCAAGUCGCGCCCCCUGUUCGCCGACCCCGCGCUCACCCAGCUCCCCGAUCUGGCCCUCGACACGCACGCCAGCUGGCUGCCCGACGAGCUGUCGGGCUUCGUGCCGUGGGUGCGCCACGACGACCUGGAGCGCGCGCGCGUGGCCGAGCUGGCGGCGGCGUGGGGCGAGCGCGAGCUGCUGCUGCUGAACGAGGGGGUGGAGGGCACGCUGGCGGGGAUGGAGGACCUGGGUGCAGUCGUGGGGCUGCGCGCAGAGGUGCUGGCGCUGUGGGGCGCGGGCGAGAGGGCGAGGAGGCCGUUUGCCGCCGCCGCCGCCGCCGCCGCCGCCGCUGGUGGGGACGGGCUGGGGGGGGGGAGGCAGAGUGAGCGGUUGAGGGAGCUGGUGGGCGCGAGGAUCGCGGGCGUGGUCAGGGCGAAGAGUGCAAGGUUGGCGGAGGUGGGCGCGAGGAUCAAGGAGGAGUUGGAGGGCGUGGGGACGCUGGAAGACUCGACCAGCCUGUGGGACCCCGUCCUGCUCAGCAUCCCGCUCACGGCCGGCGGCGCGCUCUUCAAAGAAAGCGUGCAGUCGCGCGUGCACGGCAAAAACAGCGCCAUCAAGUCCUUCCGCGCCACCUACGACGCCUUCCUCUCCGACAUCGCAGCCACAACCACCACCCUACACUCACUACGCAGCCCGCCCACUCCCACCACUACCACCACUACCACCACCACCGCCGCCGCCACCGACGACGCCGACGACGACUUCGACGCCGAAGAGCAGCGCGCCCAGGAGGCCCUCGAGGACUCGCUGAUCGCCGAGACGGAGCUGCGCUCCGCCCUCGACGCCGCCUACCGCGCCCUCGAAACGACGCUGGACCGCCUCGUCGACUCCACCACCUCCGCCCCCACCUCCACCACCACCACUACCACCACCGCAGCCACCCGCCAGACAACGUUCCUCCUGCGCACAAUCCGGCAGAUCCGGCAGCACCCCACGCCGCUGUGUCCGCUCCCCUGGUUCUGCAGCGCGCAGCUGCCGCGGCUGCACAGUGGCGUCGCGGCGCUCGUGGGGCGCGGCCCGGCCGAGACUGUGGGCACGCUGCUGAGGCAGCGGAGGUGGAGCGGCGUGUUGGCGUCGCGCGCGCUGUGGGAGGGGAGCCCGCCGCUGCCCGUGCAGCCGAGUCCGCUGGUUUUCAAGUUUUUGCUGGAUCUGGUGGGGGGGAUGCAUGAGGCUGGCGACGACGUGUGGACGCCCGCGGCGGUGAGGGGUGUCAAGGUGUUGGCGUGCCAGGAGCUGUGGGGGGCGCUGGAGGGGGUUGUGGUGGGGAGGGAGGUGGCCGAGGUGCGCGGGAAAGAAGAGGGGAAAGAGGGACAAGCGGAGGGGGAAGGCGGAGAGAAGGAGGAGGGGGAGAAGGAGGAGGAGGAGGGGGUGGAGGCAGCGGACGAGGAUGCCCGCGUGAUUGGCAAAGACUGGGCCGUGCAGCUGCUCUUCGAUGCGCUGUACCUGGACGAGGCGCUGCAGCGCAAGGGCGCCAAUGCGCGGAACUCGGGCAUCUCGAGCCUGGCGGGGAAGAUCGAGGCUACGGUGGGCAUACGGCUGGGCUUCGACGAAGAGCUGCGGCGGCGCCUCGAGGGCUGCGCGAGGGAGUACUGGAAGAGGACUUGUCUGCUGUUUGGGCUGCUUUCGUAG
Molecule: messenger RNA, 2460 nt
Organism: Morchella sextelata
Lineage: Eukaryota; Fungi; Ascomycota; Pezizomycetes; Pezizales; Morchellaceae
Exons: 6
Coding region: 1-2460 (819 amino acids)
Biological process (GO): intra-Golgi vesicle-mediated transport
Cellular component (GO): COG complex; Golgi apparatus
Source: RefSeq, a predicted model, not a curated record